GACGUCAUUCAACGCGACUCAAACUUCGGGAAGUCAGGCUGUCGUCCGUUUUGAAAGAAAGCUGUUCAUGAUGCUGAACGACAGUGAAUUCGCAACGCUGAGAAACAGAUUCCAAAAAAAUGCUGAGUUACUCAUGCAGGGGAAAGCUUCGUCGCCCGACGAAGACAAGGAGUGUCCAGGAGAAAAAGAUGUCAGACCUCUCCCUCCAAUCAACAAGCACUCCGUUUUCUGGGUUGUGGCAGCUAUAAGUGUCACCUACUAUGUGGAUUUCUUUCAAAACAUCUUUGUGAAUGAUAACAUUAAGAGUUGGUGGUUUAAUGUGAGCCUGCUGCUCCUUGGAAUUUGCCUGUGUCUGGCCACGUUUUGUAUCGUGUACCUGGAGUGGUUCAGAGGAAUCGUGCACUAUGACCAAGAGUACCCUGCAAUCCCUCCCAUCACCACUGCUGCGUUUAUUGCGGCAUCGUGCAGUUUGAACAUUGCUCUAUGGCCGGUUUGGUCCUUCGUCACUCCGCUCAUCCUCUUCACGCAGUUCAUGGGCGUGGUCAUGCUGAUUUCUAUGCUUGGAUGAGCGUGUGACAGGUAACAAUUUUUUAUUUCGAACCGCAAUGACAAAUCACAAUGACAGUUUUUGUUGCUGAUGUUUUCCAGGCCAUUUUGUCUUCAGAUUUUGCAUCUUUACUUUGUUUGACAUCUCAUCUCGCAAAACUACAGUUCGCGCCGAAAUUAAGCCCCUACCCCAAACCCCCCACUUCUCAUUGU
This is a messenger RNA of Hippocampus zosterae (dwarf seahorse), 759 nucleotides long. It is a transcript of the gene tmem128, whose product is annotated as transmembrane protein 128. The record is from RefSeq and is a predicted model, not a curated record. The transcript is spliced from 4 exons. NCBI's taxonomy places the organism in Eukaryota, Metazoa, Chordata, Actinopteri, Syngnathiformes, Syngnathidae. Bases 68 to 568 code for a protein of 166 amino acids.